This is a messenger RNA of Penicilliopsis zonata CBS 506.65, 1268 nucleotides long. RefSeq lists its product as hypothetical. Gene Ontology annotation, molecular function: aldose 1-epimerase activity; carbohydrate binding. NCBI's taxonomy places the organism in Eukaryota, Fungi, Ascomycota, Eurotiomycetes, Eurotiales, Aspergillaceae. The record is from RefSeq and is a predicted model, not a curated record. Bases 1 to 999 code for a protein of 332 amino acids. The transcript has 3 exons. Gene Ontology annotation, biological process: glucose metabolic process; beta-D-galactose catabolic process via UDP-galactose, Leloir pathway.
AUGACUGCGGGAAUGUCUAUUUCAUUCCUCCCUCUCGGAGGCAUCAUCCAAGAGUUUCGCGUCGGAGAGCAGAACAUCGUGCUCGGGUUCCCCACCCAAGAGCUCUACGAGCAACACAACACCGCUCACUUUGGCGAAACCAUCGGCCGCGUCGCCAACCGCAUCAAGAACGGGGUGAUUGCCAACCUCAACGGACGCGAAUAUACCCUCGCGCAGAACAAUGGGCCCAACUCGCUGCACGGCGGGGUAAAAGGGUGGGGGAAGUGCGUGUUCGACGGUCCCUUGUCCGUCAAGCGUCACGACAAAGAUGCCCUCCUCUUCACCCUCCGCAGCCAGGACGGCGACCAGGGGUUUCCUGGUACCCUUGAGCUGAGGGUGUGGUAUACCAUUACUACCGAGGCAGACACCGUCACCAAGACCGUCCUUGAAGCCGAGUACGAGGUGGAAUUUGUCGGUGAUGAAUGUGAAGAGACGGUCGUCAACAUCACCAACCAUAGUUACUUCAAUUUGACCGGCGACCCCGAUCUAAGCGGCACCAUCGCCCAGCUGUCGACAGACAAUUAUCUCCCUGUCGACGAGACGGGAAUCCCGCACGGCUCGAUCGCCCCCUUCCCACACAAGGUGACCUCCCCCUUCACGCUGGGCGACUCGGCGCCCUCCAUCGACGACUGUUUCGUCAUGGAGACAGACCCUACCGCCGUCCCCAAGGAUACGCGCCCGCUCCCGCUGAAGCUCCUCGCGGCCUUCCACCACCCCAAGAACGGCAUCCAUCUCGAGGUCCACAGCACCGAGCCCGCCUUCCAGUUCUACACGGGCAAAUACAUCAAUGUCCCUGCUGUCGCGGGGCUGCCCGCGCGAGAACCCGGAUCUGGCUUCUGCGUCGAACCCAGUCGGUACGUCAACGCAAUCAACGAGCCUGAAUGGCGGGACAUGAUGCUGCUUCGUAGGGGGGAGGUUUUUGCUUGUCGCAAUGUAUACAAGGCUUGGAUUAAUAUAUAAGGCUGGGUAGCAAUAAAUGCACUACUCAUCUUAGUCAAAACUACUCCUACACUACCUUGGUACUACAGCUAGUACAGUAAUCGUCUGAUUGAGGGAUUUAUUAUUAAGAGUUAUCUGGUCGGAGGAUCCGCGGAGGAUAUGCGCAGGAUGGUCAUUACUAUGUAUUGUAUUUACGCGGUAUAUGUAAUACGUGUAUCGUAUGCUCACCUCGCAUAGACUUCGCCUGACUGGUGUAUUGACUACUAUAUACUAUCUUAGUAACUACUAUU